GUGAGCUAGCUCCACCGCAACGUUCCGCUCUCUCCCCCGCGCAUGUCUGGAUGGCUACUUGAUCAAUGUCUAUCAACACGUUCAUAUUGCAUAGAGAGGCAGAAUGGACGAGGUCCACAGUGUUGCGGCCGACCAGGCGGACAAUAGAGGGUCUGUCGAGCAAGAACAAGCCGCACAGAUGAUCCAGCGCAACUACCGUGGAUACCGAGAACGGAGACAGCUCCAGGGCAUGGGCUUGAAUGCCAGCACUCGCUGGGCAGAGGCUGUACGAGAUGGUUAGCAGUCUACCACAUAUGACCCUCUGCGCCUCUGCUAAACCUCCAAGCGAAAUGGCGCAACACAACGCGGCCGAAACCUCGCUCCGAUCGACCCUCGGAACAAGAAAAUCUUACCACACCAGAAGCGCGC
Molecule: messenger RNA, 408 nt
Organism: Cucurbitaria berberidis CBS 394.84
Lineage: Eukaryota; Fungi; Ascomycota; Dothideomycetes; Pleosporales; Cucurbitariaceae
Exons: 2
Coding region: 104-280 (58 amino acids)
Molecular function (GO): protein binding
Source: RefSeq, a predicted model, not a curated record